AUGCGUUUCCUGUUUCUGGUCGGCAGUGUGGUGCUUGUAUCAGUUUGCUUGCAACACGAAACAUGUGCCACCGACGUUCACCAGAGCUUCAGGGACGCAGCAACUCCACCGCCAACCACCACGAUUGACGAAGUGCCGCAGUUUAACCGUACAGGCGUCGAACUGGAUGUGAAUGAGUAUGUAACUGCAGUUAUCUUCAACAUCAGCAAGGACGCUGUAAUGGUACUCAACAUCACCUUUCUCAACACAGCGGACCGUAUACAGCACCUGGUGGAGGCGGCGAAGCCGUUCAUCGCGGCGAAGCUGGGUCUGGACAUCAGCGCCUCCUCCUUCACCACCGAGCCCAUCGAGUCUCUGGUGCCGCGCCUGGGACCUCCGCUGGGCGGAGAUUCCGCAGGCACUUCUGCAACGUCGACACAAGACAGCUCUGUGAACAGGACAGAUCGCUCUGGGAAGCCGGCAGUUUAG
Molecule: messenger RNA, 468 nt
Organism: Schistocerca piceifrons (Central American locust)
Lineage: Eukaryota; Metazoa; Arthropoda; Insecta; Orthoptera; Acrididae
Exons: 3
Coding region: 1-468 (155 amino acids)
Source: RefSeq, a predicted model, not a curated record